UUACAGGGGAGGUGUAAAAAUACUCUCCGCUGCUCUUACAUCAGUGCUCGACGGGAUAUUUUUGGGAGCUUCUCCCAUUCGCCUCGGAGCGGUUACUGGGUGUCUGUCACAUCCAAGCUCUGGAUUGUCGCCUCAGUGCAGCGCAGAGACACGCAGCGUCCUGAGGGCUCUGCAUGUAAACAUGUACAAGCAGCAGUGAGGAGAGAUUUGAAAGACACAUAGGACGCACCGUGGGGACUCUGGCACCAGAAUGACGGCUUGACCGAGUCUCCGUUUGGACAUGGAGGGGACCAAAGCGUCCAGUCCGGUUCGCACAGCGGUGACUGCUGCCCUUGGUGCUGCUGUGUGGCCGGCGGGGGACCUGGCUGGGUUUGGAUAACUGGCGCUUUUAUUAUGCCGCUGGUCACCACAACAGUUUGAGUUGAUGGGAAACUAUGUUAAACUGUAUCAGAGAUUAUUCCAGUGUUCGCUUUACAGAGCAGACAUGGAUACUUACAAAAUAGCUUGGUGAUCAGCUUCUACUAAUUAGUCCAGUUAAGUUUCUGUUUUAAGUUUUAUGUUUUAAUGCACUUGGGAAAUGUGGAGUGCGUUUAUGAACGGCUCGGGGCUGCACGCUGGGGGCGGUGCCGGUGGGGGAUACGUGCCGUCUCAGGGAUGGGAGUUUGUGCCGUGCACCAGGAUGGAGAGGGCAGAUAGAGGAAGGGGCAAAAGCCGCAGCCCGCUGAGGAGGAUCUCCUCUCCACCCACCGUCUUCAGUCAGACCUACGAGCCCCAGUUCGGUGCUUCCCCGGGUGGAGGAGAGGGUGGAGCAGGGACGCAGCUUGAGAUCCUCAGGGGACAAAUGUGGCCCGGACCCGAACCCCAGCAGCAGCAGCACCAGCAGCAAACACAGCACAUUCGGCUAAAAAAGAAGUUUGAAGAUUUGAAAAAGCGACACGUACAGGACAAGGAGGAAUGGAUGCGAGAGAAGGAGUCAUUGUUGAGAGAAGUGGCUGACAUACAAGGAGGGGAGAACAGGAGGAUUCUGUUGGACCUGAAGACGGUUUUGGACGAAGUGCAGGCGGAGGUGAAGAGAGAGGAGGAGAAGAGGAGCGAGCUCCAGCUGCAGUAUACCAGAGACAGAUGUGCCUGGGAGCUGGAGAAAGCUGAGCUCAAAUGCAGGAUUGCGCAGUUGGAGGGUAGAGAAGCUACCGGGUUGGCCAGUGGAGGGGUGCAGUCAGCAGCAGGAUCCGGCUCUGUGGCAUCGCGGAGUCCUCGGGAGCAGACCGGCGAGACCUCGACGCUCCGCAAGGAGAGGGAAGAGCAGCGGAGGAUCCUGGCUGACACACAUUCAGCAGCCAUGGACCUGCGCUGCCGGCUGGAGCACAAUGAGCGGGACUGGUUGAGGGAGAAAGCCGAGCUGCUGGAAAGAUUCAAUGUGGAGAGAAGAGAGUGGGAGAGCCAGCUGAAGGAUAUGCAGAAGAAAAUAGAGGAGCUGUAUUGUGAGGUGAAAACCAAGCGUGGGGGGACCGAGCGGGACGGCAGGAGGCAGGAUGACGAUGACGUUGUGAACAGGCUCAGCAUACGUUCCACCAGCACAGGCUCCAGUCUGCUCAGUGACAGCAGUCAAUCAGAACCGACCAGACAUCCACCUGUGCCUGGCUUUGGUCACAACAGAGACAUCAGUGGCAAUGGGGGUUGUCGUAACAGAGACAGUCAGCAGUCCACCUGUUUCCAGGCGGAUGGCUUCAGUGAAUUUAAUGUUGGUAGUCAGUUCACUCAUAGUGAACAUCCACAACCUGAGCUUGUUAAUGAACUGAGAUCCAGAGGAACUUGGCUUCAAGACUCCGUCAGUGAUUGUAAGGAAGCUGUGGAUACAACAGAGCUGGAUGCUAUUUUUCACGGAGCUCCUGGAUGUGGAGUAGCACAGGAAUACACCUCUAAAGGAAAUGAAACAAGCGUCCACGCUAAUCCUCAAGAAAGUCCUGUCUGGGCAGGACUGAGUUACGGCAGUGACAAGAAGAAGAACACCACUGCUCUCAAUGCUGCUCUGAAGGAGAUAGCUCGUGUAAGUGAAGAGCUUUGUAGCUACCAGGAUGAGAUCAGAAAGAAGAGUGGAGAUAAGAGGAAUCGAUCAGAAUCCCUGUGCCUACCUGGGGAUAGUGAGAUUCUCUUUGGCCAAGAUAAAACCUGCCCAGAGGUAGAUGAAGCUCCUUGUGACCUCAGCCAGAUCUACGAUGACCUUCGGGCCUUGGAGAGAGAAAACUGGAUCACCUUGUCACCAGAUAACACCUGGCAGGCCAACAGAGGGCCAAGGGAGAGCAGGACAGCAAGCACUGCUGAUCCAGAUAGCUACAGAGGCGCACAGACAAGCCCUGGAGUACACUCUGAAACGGAUACAGCAGCCCCACCCAUCCCUCCCCGCACCUCCUCCUGGAAUCUGAGCUCUCAUCAAGAAACAGAACUCCACAUCCCAGAAUCCCCCAUGGCGACUGUGAGGAAGUGCCACAGCCCCUGUGUUCUGGUGGACAGAAAGUGCAGCAGCCCAUCCAUUGUCAGGAAGUUUGAAGCUAUGCUGCAAGAAAACGAAGGCAAAGUUUUCAUAGAUGGAGUGAUGGCAUCAUGCUCUGUACCUGCUAACUCUAACUGUAAUACAGGCUGCUGCCACAGUCGCUGGUCCUGUGAUGCAAGCAAGUUCACUAACAGUAAGUUAUCUACAUAUGGGACUGUCCAGAAAAGCUUCUCUGAAGUCAACAUACUGAGUGCUGCGAAAGACUUGCGCUCAGAUUACAGACCUGGCGUGAACUUAAAAAGCCCUGAGCUACAAAUACCUUCAAUUGUCAGAGACUUACCUGUUGAUUUGCUGUUGUCCUCUCUGGAAAUAACACCUGUCAGCCCUAAACUCCAGGGCUCCAAGAGAAACAUAAUGCUGGAACAAAAAACAGCAGAGUUCAACAGAACUUUGUUUCAGGCUGAGAUGGGCCGUGGCGUAGAGGAGCAAAACACUUUUACUGUAACAGACACCAGCUCUGUGGGUUGCCAACCAAUCCUGACAGCAUCAGAUGAAGGUUUUUCUCCCAAAGACAUUAAAUUUCAGCAACAUUGUACUGAUGUCAGCACUAACAUCAUGGAUUCACAUCCUGAGGUGACAUUACCACUCUCCAUCUCAGAACCCAUAACACAGAACAGUGAGGUCCAGUUGAGGCGAAUGAGAUGUGCUCCUGAAGCCCAAGACGUCAGGAUAAAGCAAGGACCCCCUCCUGUCUUUUCACCUGACCAGCCGCAGGCUGAACUCAGGGAGACCUCUCAGAAUGCUGUACUCCAUUGUGAGGUCAAACACAAAGUUCGAACAGCAAGCAGUCCUUCCAGAAAAACACAACCCAAAGCAGCCACAGAGGCUUUUUUUUCUGAGUCUGUCUUGCCUGCAAAUACCCAGCCAGGUCAGCCUGCUGAUGAUUCCAGCUCUAAGAAAGAGGAUCCCCAUGGAGCAAAGCCUCAGACAGCCAGAGCUGAUGUCUCACUCCAACAGUUGUCUGCUGAGAACAAACAAAGACAGAUGACACAGCCAAGACAUGUGUCUGACUCCUCCAGACCUGGACCUCGAAUGAUGAAUGACCAUCCCUGGAAGCCCCUCACUCUUGCUGCAUACCCACGUCCUGAGGGAUCCAGGUCCAACUAUGGGGCAGUGGAAAGGAUCCUAAAAAAUUACGAGAGUGCAGCUCGAGCACAACAGAGCCACAGCCAACUGAACGAGGUGGCUUCAAGCCCUAACUUCAAUGUUAGGCAGGAGGAGAAUGUCACAGAACUGGACAUGCUGGACAUGGAGCCUCUGCCUUUACCUGCUACUCUGAGACACACACAGAUGUCACACACUGCACAGACACACACCACACAUGCACAGCUCAGCAGCCACAGUGGCAUGGGUGUGAAAGAGAUACAGCUUAUAGUGCAGGAACAUGACGAGCCUUCUGUCUCUUCCUCCUCCGUCCAGAAGAACUUUUCGAGGCCUGCUCGUCCAGCCAACCGUCGCCUCCCCUCCCGCUGGGCCAGCCGCUCCCCGACUUCGUCCACCUCCUCCUCUCCUUCCUCCACCCCUGUGGGGCCUCCAGCCUUCCCCCUCCUGAAACACAGCUCCUCCUUUACCUACUCACACGCCUUUCACAUAGAGACGGUCAUCAUUUGAUCUCCAUUACACUGUGUGUUUGAACCAACCAGAAGCCUUCAGUGACAACAUCUGAACUUGGAACCUUCCUUUUUUCCCUCUUUAUACUGUUGUAUAUACCAAAUCCAGACUGCUUCUCCACUACUACAGACUCAGAAGUGCUUUAGCUGUGAGUUCAACUCACUCUUAGAAUGUACGUGGCAUCCCGUGGAGCCUAACUGACCAAGAAAGGCAAGUAAAGGACCUGAAACAACAUCAGUUAUUCAGCAGUACGCUCUGAGUAACCUGCCUGGAAUCAUGCAUAGCAUCAGAGGACAGUGAAAACAUGACUUUCCAAAGAAUGACCUCAGCCAGUGUGUCAUUCAUUCAUGCCAACCAUCUGAAUGGAUAUCCUAUGCUCAGGUCUGGAUUCUAGCUUUGACUAGUGUAGCCUUGUAUAUCUACCAACAAAAGGACCCUUCACUACUCCCUCUGUCCUGUACUUACUUCAAGUCGAUGCUAGUUCAUGUAAAAAUGAUCUACAAACUUUCAGCCAAGUGAAAACCAGACUGAUGUAUUUACGAUGUACUUUAUUUUGUAUUUUGCGUGCAACAUAUUUGUGUGCUUUUUGCACAAAGUGUGAUGUUACAUACUCAAGAUGCAGCAUCGCAUUGUAUACAGAGAUAAAGACAGCGGAGCAAAGAUUUCCUCGCGUUAUUUUCUCAGUGUGCUGAAUAAAGCAGUGUCGGUUUUCUGCCUUCUCGAAUAUCACCCACAGUACAUGCCUGGACUGUACCUUGCCUGUGACUAAAAAAUUUUUGCAUUACCCUCAUGUUUGGCUUUACAUUUUUCAUAAUUAAGCAAAAACAUCUACUUGACAUAAAACGAUAGAUGUGGGUUCCUUUUUUAAUAACUUUGUACCAAAGGCUGGUUUCUUACGCAUUUACUUGAUUUGAAAAUUAAAUGGAUUGUUUGUAAUGGCAUUUCUUUUUGUCUGUCCGCCCACUGCUGUUGUUUCCCAAACAAAUGAUGUUAAACCUCAUCCACGAGGGCCUGCUUUUUUUUUUUUUUUUUUUUGCUUAACAUACUUAAUGAUGCUUAUAAAAGAAAAGAAAAGCCUUUUUUCUACUUUUACUAAUUCUGAAUGGUCACAUAUCAGGACAUUACUCAGCUGAGUAGUUCAGUUUUUUUGAGUCACAGUGAUGAAUCAUAUGAUGAAGGUGAUGCCUUUGUUGUUCUUUUUGUGUAAUAAACAUAAGGACUUAA
Messenger RNA from Stegastes partitus (bicolor damselfish), 5386 nucleotides. RefSeq names its product MTCL family member 3a (gene mtcl3a). The record is from RefSeq and is a predicted model, not a curated record. The coding region runs from base 578 to 4162 and encodes 1194 amino acids. The transcript is spliced from 7 exons. Lineage: Eukaryota; Metazoa; Chordata; Actinopteri; Pomacentridae.